CUUCGAAGGGUGUUGAAUCAAUCCUGACUCCAUAUUUAUCAUUUAAUUGAUAACUUCUUGAGUUGGGACCUAUUUUCUUGCCAAGCGAAUCAUUGCCCGUGGCUGAAAAGAAGCCUCACGUGCACAAGAGACAGUCCUAUUGACUACUAUUCUCCCACGUUUCGACCCGCGGUGAAGUGGCUUCAUUCAUUCUAGCACCGUCUUCUCGCCCUUUCUUUCCAUCUUCUCCUCUUCCCUUUCACCCUCCAGGCUUACGGCUAGCUUCACGUCUCUGGCGCCUCUCACCUCAAUACUAAUUCAUCUCUCACCUUACAUUCGCCCUCACAGUCCAUGGGCUCUAGAGACUUGUCAACCUGUUCUAGUGUCGCGUCGCAACAUAUUCGGAGUCCAUGACAUCGCCCGGAGAUGCAGCUCCGGUCAAGCCUCCGCCGUCCUUCUCGCCCGGCGUUCCGCGUGUAGCUUCCAAGACGAGAUACCCAAAUCAGCGCCGCGAUUCCUCUCCGUCUCUAGAUGCAGAUCUCACUGAGUCCAGGGUCGUCUCCCCACCCCCGCCUCUUCCCGCCACGACAUCAGAACUACCCAUCCGAUCCGCAUCACCACGGACUCCGUCCUUCCGAUCGUCAACGCCUCAAUUAGCCAGGUCCUCCCUUGGCUCUCCGGUGGACGGUCGGUUUGAAGGAUCGGAGGAAAUACGUUCGCUUAUCAUCCGCUCGUUCUCACCUGUCGUCGGCGUGUAUGCGUCCGCAGACACCGAUGAAUUAGCACGGCAAAAGGGGUUUGCGGGGGGGUUCUGGCAAUUGAUCCGACCAUUCGGCGAAAAUAUUCCCGGGAAGCUUGUGAUACGGGAUAGCGUUGGCGCGAGUCGGAGCUGGGAGGAUUAUGGAGUCCGCUUUGUCGAUUUAGGGAACAAUAAUCAAGGUCUCCCUGAGUCGGGUGGGCGGAACUCCCCUCUAGCACACCUGGAAGAGGUCUUGGAGAAGCAACUGGGAUCAUUGGACGAUCCGCUGGGCGGGUCUUUAUUCCCAAAGGACUUCCUUGGAUUUCCCAGCACCUCACCCUUAUACAAACUUUACCUUCGGCAGCUUUUGUCUAUAGCAUCGGCGGCCCCUCAUGAGACUUUUCGACAUCCUGUGGCCAGUGUUAUCGCCAUCAGUUCGCGCAAUACUGCCCCGCUGGAAACUCUCAGACGUCUCUACGCAGACACCAACAAUGGUAACAAGAAGAUGCCCGAUUGGAUCCAUCCUGAGUAUCUUAGGUACUAUUUGUUAGUGCAUGAUGAGGAUCGAGACGACAUUACAGAAUCCACAAAGCUAUAUGACCAAAUGAAACGCCAUUUUGGGCUUCAUUGUCACCUGCUAAGGCUACGCAGUAAUCAGUGUGUGGUUACAGACGACGAUAGUGUCCAAGUACCUGAAUGUGAAUGGCUUUCGCCAUCGGAGCGAUUGUUUGGCCGGACAGAGCCGUUGGUAGAUCUUGACACGGGAGGUCUUCCACAUGUGUUUGAGUCGGAUGUGAUGGCGAUCAAGGCAUUUGUCCGGGAAUUAGUCGCGCAGUCCGUCGUACCAUACAUGGAGAAUCGAGUGGCGGUUUGGAACGAUCAAGUAGCCUCUCGCAGACGUGGUAUCAGCGGAAGGUUUAUGUCUAUGUCGCGUCGGUGGGCUGGCUUUGGAUCUGGCUCUCGGUCCAGCUUGACCUCUGGUGGAGCAAGUGGCAACUAUGAUAUUGCGCAUGGCUACUACAGAUACGACACGCCCGAGGCUGUGCUACGCAAGAUGGCUGACUUUGCAUUCAUGCUUCGUGACUGGAAGCUUUCCGCAUCGACAUAUGAGCUUCUCCGGUCCGAUUAUGCCAACGACAAGGCCUGGAAGUAUCAUGCUGGCGCCUAUGAGAUGUCGGCGGUAAGCAUGCUCUUGAGCCCAUCUUCACUGGGCACCAAGGUCAAGAUUGAUGGCAUUGAUCAGAUACUGGAGACGGCCACGUAUUCGUAUCUUACUCGAUGCUCGGAUGCGCCCAACGCCCUCCGUUGUUUGACUUUGGCCAUGGAGUUACUUAAGUCGCGCGGUGGGUCGGCGGUGGAGAGUGCGGCUAGAUGGGCCAUGCGGGUCAUGGACCAGGGUCUAGUUGGCUCGAUCGGCCAGGGUCUCUUCAGUGAACGUAUUUCAGCCUGUUUUGCGGCCCGAAAUCCCGCGCCUGGGGUGAACUGGGGAUCUCGCCGUCGCAAAGCCGGGAUGUGGAGUGUUUUCGCUGCAGAUCUGUGGCUUCGACUUGGAAAGCCGUCUCUGGCCUCGGCAGCCUUGGAGGAAGCGGAGCGCUUAUAUGCAGACGUCCUGCAUGGUGACGGAGCUUUUACUAUGCCGGAGAUGCAGACUUUCGUCGACAAUCUCAGACAUGCCGUGAAAGUGGAGUAUCUCGAAGCUAGGGGUCUAGACCUGAGAGAUGAGACAGCCACCGCAGCGGCUUUGGGAACCGACGAGACGAGCGAGCAGCUUGAUCGACGCAAGAACCGGAAGUCGCUGAUCGUGAAGCCUCUGGACUCAGGGAUUGGCCCGACACAGGGUAUGAGGGAUAAUGACAAUGCAGCCGAUGACGACUUCGAACGAGCUUAGGGACGAAAGGGAGGCCGGAUGGACGCAUGACGGGGUAUACAUCAUUAUAGACACUCGUCGAAUCUAAUGUUACGUGU
Molecule: messenger RNA, 2683 nt
Organism: Aspergillus saccharolyticus JOP 1030-1
Lineage: Eukaryota; Fungi; Ascomycota; Eurotiomycetes; Eurotiales; Aspergillaceae
Product: TRAPP III-specific subunit 85 family protein
Exons: 2
Coding region: 390-2606 (738 amino acids)
Biological process (GO): protein localization to phagophore assembly site; endoplasmic reticulum to Golgi vesicle-mediated transport
Cellular component (GO): TRAPPIII protein complex; phagophore assembly site; cytoplasmic vesicle
Source: RefSeq, a predicted model, not a curated record